CGUCAGUUUACGGAGAUGAAUAAUAGCCGAGUAGUUCCGAAUGACGGAAGUGAACAGUCCUCCAUUAAAAAAAUUGUGCCAUCUGUCAAAGUUAAAAAUAACAGGAAAUUUAACGCCGUUAAGGCGUUAAUUGAGAAAAUGACUUACGAUUUGCCAUGUAUGUCUUACAUGGCUAUGUACAUUAUAUCUGUACAUAUAGUUAACAGUAAUUCACGGAGUUCUGUUGGUGCUAAUCAUUGGAAACUAAGUUUAGAAGAAGGAAAAGUUUUACAAGCAAAUAAUGACAAAUUGGCGGGAAGUGUAGCCAGCACUGAAGACGAUCCCUUGUUCAGAAUUCUCACAAAUAAGCGUGUAGAGGACGGACAAUGGCUUGUUGAUAACGAACAAGAAUGUGUGAACUGUCGAGAAAUGCAGCAAUUGCCAGUAUCAAGUGAUGCAAACCAGAAAGAGAUGAAUAAUGAUCAAAAACAGAACAAAUCUAGCAAUAAAAAGCUUUUAACUUGUGGGAAAGCUGCUAACCACACACAGUAUGAUCAUCUAAGGGGGAUAACUAAUAGGAGCGAACAUCCGCAUAUACCUGAGCCCGAGGUUGCCAUAAUGUUCCGUAAAAAAGGUGCCAAAAACUCGGAGGUUGAUAUGACAGAAUUAGAGACACGAUUGCGUAAAUUAAAGAAGCAGACACCAAAGUCUUCCUACACAUACAGUCAGAUUGGAAACUACUGGAGAAUACGAGGAAAUACACAACUGUCAAUAGAAUGUUUCCGGAAAGCUUUAGCCAUCUCACCAAACAGUCCAGAUAUUUUACUCUAUCUGGCUAGAAUCUUGUUUAACCUUCAAUAUUUAGACGAUGCAAUUUUCCUCACGCGUAGAUCUCUUGCCAUGCAGUCAAAUGAAGACAACUCCUGGCAUCAACAUUUUACACUUGGUGAAAUUUUAAAAGCUUACGGUCAUUAUCAAGAAGCUAGUCUUCAUUUUCAGCAGGCGUUACGAUUGAACCCAGGAUUUCAAAGAGCGGAAGCACACCUACGUGACAUGGAAGGGACGCCCAAUCCUUCAGUUACUCAGUACACACUCUUUAUAAUUCUGUUUCUAAUUAUGGGUGUGGUUUUUGGAGUAAUUACGUCUAUGGAAGCUAAUUAUGAUGAGGGUAGUGAUGGUAAACCUCAGAGGCACUUUAAUCGGGCUAUGGCCAUGCGUUCAAUGAAGCUGGGUAUAAAUCCGAGGCUUAUAAGAAUGCGAAAGCUAAACGGUGUAUGAAAUAAUCAUUGUAAUCAUUAGCAGUCUAUGGAGUGUGCUUAUAAUAAGCCAAUAAUGCUAUCUCUGUCUAUAAUAAUAACCUGCCAGACUUCUUUUAUACUUGAUUUUUUAAACAAAAAAAA
This is a messenger RNA of Ruditapes philippinarum (Manila clam), 1379 nucleotides long. RefSeq lists its product as uncharacterized. NCBI's taxonomy places the organism in Eukaryota, Metazoa, Mollusca, Bivalvia, Venerida, Veneridae. The record is from RefSeq and is a predicted model, not a curated record. Bases 16 to 1257 code for a protein of 413 amino acids. Gene Ontology annotation, cellular component: cytoplasm; actin cytoskeleton. Gene Ontology annotation, molecular function: protein binding. Gene Ontology annotation, biological process: actin filament polymerization. The transcript is spliced from 3 exons.